Messenger RNA from Closterium sp. Naga37s-1, 441 nucleotides. NCBI's taxonomy places the organism in Eukaryota, Viridiplantae, Streptophyta, Zygnematophyceae, Desmidiales, Closteriaceae. The record is from the annotation of a GenBank genome assembly.
AUGGCUGCACACCCGCGGUCCUUCCAUUCCGCCGCGCCUCCCCUCAUCCCCGCCUCUCCGCCACCCCCGCAGCUCCCGUUCACCCCUCCGCCAGCGGCUCCCUCUCCCCCGCCUCCCGCCAACUUUGCGCCACGCCCGCUUUCCGCCCCGCACCCGCUCUCCGCCCCGCACCCGUUCUCCGCCCCGCCGUAUCCGCUUUCCGCUUCGCCGCAUCCUCUGCCCGUCCCCGCGCGCAAGCCUGCAGCGAAAUGGGUCCGCCAGUGGUGGGUGAGCAUAGCAGACAUCAUCGAGGGGGAGCACUACCACCCCGCCCUGCGCCAGUCAGCCAGGGAUCUGAAGGCACGGUUUGCCUGGGAGCGCCUGGAGAGUCUGGUGAAGGGCGGUGCCGGAACAGAUGCAGAGAUAGCAGAAGCUGCCCGGAAGUUGGUCUCACUCAACUGA